AUGUACCCGACAUGUACCGGGUACCCGACCUGUAUCCGACCUGUACCCGACCUGUACCCGAUCUGUACCCGACAUGUAUCCGACCAUGUACCCGACCAUGUACCCAACCUGUACCCGACCUGUACCCGACCUGUAACCGACCUGUACCCGACCUGUACCCGACCAUGUACCCGACCUGUACCCGACCAUGUACCCGACCUGUAUCCGACCUGUACCCGACCUGUACCCGACCUGUACCCGACCUGUACCCGACCUGUACCCAAAAUGUAUCCGACCAUGUACCCGACCUGUACCCGACCUGUAUCCGACCUGUACCCGACCUGUACCCGACCUGUACCCAACCUCUAUCCGACCUGUACCCGACCAUGUACCCGACCUGUAUCCGACCUGUACCCGACCUGUACCCGACCAUGUAUCCGACCUGUACCCGACCUGAACCCGACCUGUAUCCGACCUGUACCCGACCUGUACCCGACCAUGUAUCCGACCAUGUACCCGACCAUGUACCCGACCUGUACCCGACCUGUACCCGACCUGUAUCCGAGCUGUACCCGACCUGUACCCGACCAUGUACCCGACCUGUACCCGACCUGUACCCGACCUGUACCCGACCUCUAUCCAACCAUGUACCCAACCUGUACCCAACCUGUAACCGACCUGUACCCGACCUGUAUCCGACCUGUACCCGACCUGAACCCGACCUGUACCCGACCUGUAUCCGACCUGUACCCGACCUGUACCCGACCAUGUACCCGACCUGUACCCGACCUGUACCCGACCAUGUAUCCGACCUGUAUCCGACCUGUACCCGACCUGUACCCGACCUGUAUCCGACCUGUACCCGACCUGUACCCGACCUGUACCUAA
Messenger RNA from Bolinopsis microptera, 867 nucleotides. Its product is annotated as salivary glue protein Sgs-3-like. Lineage: Eukaryota; Metazoa; Ctenophora; Tentaculata; Lobata; Bolinopsidae. The record is from RefSeq and is a predicted model, not a curated record. The transcript has a single exon. Bases 1 to 867 code for a protein of 288 amino acids.